AUGUUUGGGUCACUCACAAAUCUCUCGUGUUUCUUUCAUUGCAAUUUGCGUCUUUAAUAACUACGUCUGCGAGACCCAAAAAGCUUUUCCAUUGUCAAGUAGCUUAAGCUUUAUGUGAGUCUGUGCAGUCUGGGAAAGAGGCCCACUACACUCCACUUUUCACGGUCACGUCUCAGAUGAAUUGACGGAUCAUGGUUUUCGUAACUGCUCGUAAUUUGGGAUAGGUUUCAACUUUUACAUUUUCUCAUAUUGCUGACGUCUCUGCUGCUACUCUGCUUGAAACGAAAAUUUCUCGGCCUUUGAAAGUGAGGAGUAGGUAACGGCAUUUAUGCAAGGACUGAAAGUAAGGACACUGACUGAUACAGUAAGAAAUUACGAUGAUGGGAUGGAUGUAAGGACAUCUGAGUUGAAAGAUUUCUUGCUUGUAAAGAUCGGUCGGGAAAGCUCGGGAUUUACUGUGAUGGAGCAGAGAAGACCGUUAAUCUUGUGAGAAGUUUCAGUAUUUAUGGGGAUUGAAAAAAUUACGAUGAUGGAUUAGAUGUAAGGACAUCCGAGUUGAAAGAUUUCUUCUAAAGAGUGGCAUUUACUGUGGUGGAGCAGAGCCGACUGUGGAAAGCUCGGCAUUUACUGUGAUGAUGGAGCGGAGAAGACCGCUAAUCUUGCGAAAAGUUUCAGUAUUUAUUGCGAUGGGAAAAUUACGAUGAUGAAAUAAAUGUAAUGAAAUCUGAGUUGAAAGAUUUCUUCUGAAGAUCGGUCGGCAAAGAUCAGCAUUUUCUGUGAUGGAGCGGAGAAGAGCGGAAAGCUUGGCAUUUACUGUGAUAGAGCAGGGAAGACCGUUGAUCUUGCGAAAUGUUUCAGUAGUUAUUGCGACGGAAAGAAUCCAGAGGUGUAAAAAUUUUCAACUCCUGUGUUUUUGAUGUCUGAAAAGUAGGGUUGGAUAUUUCAGCAUUUACGUCGACCGAAGGCAGGGGAUUGAAUGGUGUGGGAAGUUGUAGGUGAAGACAGUGGAAGAGCGAUGGAGAAAAGAGGCGGUGUGGAAGUGGAAGAAGACAAAGGCGGGAAGAUUUUAGCCAGCUAUGUCGGAAUUGCGUGUGCUUUAGCAGUUGUAGGUUUGCGAGUCCCGAGAUCGAGUGCCGGGAAGGAGAGGGUACUAGGAAGUGUGUGUCGGUGUGAGUGGGAGGUAGAAAAGAGUAAUCUUGUGAGAAAAAUUGACCAAGCGUUAGCAGAGGUUGAAGAAAUGAAGAAACGCAGAUGUGAGGAUGCUAAGGCUAACGACAAAGUGGCUGCCAUGUUUGCUGCUCGGACACAUCAGUGGAAGGCAGAAAGAAAUCAACUCAGAAAGCAAUUGGAAAUGCUUUUGAAGCAAUCGGAGGUUCUUGAAAGAAGUCCAAGCCCCUGUCCGCAGUGCACGAGAAAAGAGGAGAUGAUUGCAGGUUUGGAGGCCAAAUCCCUGCAAUUGAAUAAAGAACUUAUUCGUGCCUUUGAUCAGAUAGAGUCUUGUGAGAGAGAGCGUAAAAAUAUCUUCGAGGAAAAGGAAGAGAUAACACAGAAGUUUGCUAAAUUGCUGAAGGAUGAUGAAGAAAAAGGACAAAUUAUCUCUUGUCUGUUGAGGAAAUCUGGGGAGAAAGAUGAGUUUGGCAGAGAGCUUUCGAUAAUGGAAACACAGAGAAGGCAAGGAGAUUGGACGGGGCUUGAUAAGUCUCUGUAUGCUGCCCACAUUAAACAAAGGCAUUUGCAGGAGCUGGAUGCAUUUGAGAGGCAAAUGAGAGCUAAGGAUGAGAGAAUGGAGGCUUUUCGCCAAAAAUUGCUCCUAAUGGAAGAUGUGACGGAAAAAUUGAAGGCAGAGAAUGCGGGUCUGGCUCAAAGUUUAGAACAGGCGAAGCUCAAAAUCGCGGAAUUGGAAGUUCUGUUGGAGGACAAAGACUCAAUUUUAAAGUCGGACAGCUUCCAGGAGAAAAAUAGAGCAUUUUAUGCGUCCGGGGAUGGCUGGCGGAAAGUCGAUGGUAAUGCAAAGAUCAAGCUGGAAAAGGAAGCAGAAGAAGCUAAAAGCUUUAGUGGUGUGCAUCAAGCAGAAUAUACAGGAAAAGGUCUUAGGUCUUUUGGGAUGAAUGAACAUGAAAACUAUUAUGAAAAGCAGAAAGAAAGAUUGCGAUCUCUUCUAGUGACAAGCGAAUCAAUGCCAAAAACUUAUCUGGACGGUUCCAUAUUUGUUGGCAAGCACAAGCUAUAUUCUGAAGAGAUGGAUCAUAUUCUGCCGGUGGAAGAUGUCCAUCUAAAAUAUCUCAUUGAAGAAGCUACUCAAGCAUUCAAUUCUGGAUGCAAGUUAUCUUCUCUGGAAGGCGCAAGAAAGACUAGUGAAAAAACACGAGUGGGUAGUUUUUCAGAGACUUACGAAACAGAGAAGGAUGAUUCAGAAGUAGAGAGGAAUCAUCCUGAAGAUUCGCCAGUUGUUGUUGAUAAGCAUGUUUCUGAAACUCUUCAAUUCAAUCAAACAGAAACUGAGUUUGAACUCCAAUCAGGGUUGGGUUUCGUUGGUGAAAGGCAGAAAGGUAGGGCAUCUUCUUUGGCAGAUACAGAAUCUCAGAUAACAAUGUUGGGGCACAACGGACAGCUAAAAGGAAAAACUGUUUCUGAAGACCUUUAUUUGGCCUACAAGACAUUAGCUACAACACUUGAGAUUGUUCACCCUGGAAAAGAACCUGAUGGCCAGGUUGCCGAGCAAAGCACAUCUCAACUGCAAACAGCUCCUGGUGUUAGCUUCCUGGCAAAGAAAGACGAUGACAUAGCGUUUGAUGCUAUGUCUUACCUGACACACAUGCUACAAAGGGAUUCUUCCUGGAAUAAGGCUGGAGUUCUGGAAGUAUCCUCAGAGGUUAAAACCCUUGAGCACGAAUUACUGCAGCUGGAGAAUAUAGCCAAAACAAUGGAAACAAAAUGUAAUGGAUCCAAAGAUGGAAAAUCGAUUACAAAUGUAUUUUCUGACAAUGGAAAUGAAAACAGGCAAAUUGAAUUGAACCAAACAGCUCUUUCUUCCAUUCGUGUGCUAAAGAAACAAGUAAAGAGAUAUCAGGCUGUAAUAGGAAAAAUUGAUGACUUAUGCAGGAGAAUGAAUGAUAAAGAUCCAGUGCACAUUAUUAGUGGCACUAGAACAAGGGAAUAUAUUGCAGCACAAGAGUUGUUUCUUAUGGAAACAGCUCAGCUUCAACGUUAUGUGGUAGCUAUGGGACAGAAAUUGACGGCAGUGCAAUCAGAUAUUGCACGUAACUUGUUAGCUUUGAAUAGUGAUGUUGCUGUUCCUGCCAACUUCAAUGUGAGGCAGUCAAUUGUGACUAUAAAAAUUAAUUUGAAGGAGAUACAAAGAAGUUUGGAAAUCAAGUUGGCCAGAAUCAUUGGUGACCUUGAGGGAACAUUAGCGCGUGAUGGAAUACUACAUGUAAUGCCAGUGGAAUGGAGAAGAGAGCAUAGCCCGAUUUCUGGAAAGAGCAAAACAGGAAGUCACUUCUCAAAGACGAAACAGUGACUGUAUUUAAAUUCCUUAAUCGUGUGAUUAAUGUAUUUGUAUAUACACCUGGUAUAUAUUAUUAACUUUUAACAUCAAAGAACCAUCCAUGUUAUCAAUUCA
Cryptomeria japonica (Japanese cedar) is the source of this 3622-nucleotide messenger RNA. RefSeq lists its product as uncharacterized. The coding region runs from base 977 to 3520 and encodes 847 amino acids. NCBI's taxonomy places the organism in Eukaryota, Viridiplantae, Streptophyta, Pinopsida, Cupressales, Cupressaceae. The transcript has 5 exons. The record is from RefSeq and is a predicted model, not a curated record.